Gloeophyllum trabeum ATCC 11539 is the source of this 450-nucleotide messenger RNA. RefSeq lists its product as uncharacterized. The transcript has 2 exons. The record is from RefSeq and is a predicted model, not a curated record. NCBI's taxonomy places the organism in Eukaryota, Fungi, Basidiomycota, Agaricomycetes, Gloeophyllales, Gloeophyllaceae. The annotation marks the transcript as partial.
CCGCCGCCGGAUCCCAAGGACUUGUUGCGGGUGUAUACCUUGCAGCACGCUGAGAGCGGGUUGGGCAGUGACUAUAUGAAGAGAAGAAACGUUAUCCGGGUUAGGAUGGAAGGGGAACAGUUCCUCCUGCAAGCUGCAGAUGUCGCUUCAGUCGUUGACUGGAUUGAGGGCUUCCAAGCUGCAACGAACAUUGCACUUGAUCUGGACGAGCGGCCGAUGCCUAAAGGGCCCAUGUUCCCUCGGUACGUACCAGCCGGAGUCUCGCGUUUCAAAGGCAAGCCUGCUGACCGGUGUAAACAGACGACGCCGGAGAAGGGUACGCCGACCCGAAGAGGCAGCCCAAGCCAACGCGAGCGACACACCAUCGCGCCCGCCCUCAUGACGCACGCAGCAGACGAUCGUUCACGCCCCCACUUUGUAUUGUUACGCCCAUAUCUUCUAUGCUUCUAG